Messenger RNA from Phlebotomus argentipes, 1332 nucleotides. RefSeq names its product crossover junction endonuclease MUS81 (gene mus81). Gene Ontology annotation, biological process: mitotic intra-S DNA damage checkpoint signaling; DNA catabolic process; resolution of meiotic recombination intermediates. The coding region runs from base 85 to 1332 and encodes 415 amino acids. Gene Ontology annotation, cellular component: Holliday junction resolvase complex; nucleus. Gene Ontology annotation, molecular function: DNA binding; 3'-flap endonuclease activity; crossover junction DNA endonuclease activity. The record is from RefSeq and is a predicted model, not a curated record. The transcript is spliced from 2 exons. NCBI's taxonomy places the organism in Eukaryota, Metazoa, Arthropoda, Insecta, Diptera, Psychodidae.
UUUCCAAGCGAGAAUUCAAAACAUGUCGGUGCGUGUUUUGAUGGCACUGAUUUUUGAGCAUUUUCUCCCAAAUUACUAGUGAAAAUGAAGAGAAGGUUUGGAAAAGAGCGUGUUACGAUCAAGUACAAUGAUCCUAAUCCACUCUUCAAGAAGUGGCUGACGGAGUGGCUCAAGUAUUCGGAGGAAAACAAUCUGGGCAACAGAAGAUCUCUGGCCAGAGCUCUUAGCUCUCUGGAGAAGUAUCCACUGCCACUAUCUUCAGCCCGGGAAUGUAUAAUCCUCGAGGGAUUCGGUCCGAAGAUCUGUGAGAUGCUGGAGAAGAAGCUAGACAAACGCAGCACUCUUCAGAUUUCUGAAGAGAAAGAAAUUACCAAAAAACCCAAGAAAGUCAAGCCUGCUAAAGCAUCCCCGAAGAAAAGAGACAGGAAAAAGACAACUCCUCAAGCGGCUGAGGUGGGUUCUGAGGAAAAGGACUCAUCUAACGUUGUGAUAAUGUCUCCCAACAUGUUUGAAGUCAUCUUGCUGGUGGACACUCAGGAAACCAAAGGGAAGACCAAGAAAACUGUGGAUGCAACGAUCAAUGAGCUGAACGCGUCCAAAGUGUCGUAUGAGGUGCGUCACUUGAAUAUUGGCGACUUUGCAUGGAUCGCGCGGGAUUCGGCGGGAAAUGAACUGGUUCUGCCCUACAUUGUGGAGCGCAAGAGGCUGGACGACUUUGGGAUGAGCAUAAGAGAUGGGAGAUUUCACGAGCAGAAGUUUCGCCUGAUGCAGAGCGGAAUCCCGAACGCGAUUUACAUGGUUGAGAUGUACGAAUCCCGGCACUUGGGACUCCCUUUCCGGACGAUCAUGCAAGCUGCCACGAACACGAAUGUCCAUAACAAGUUCACCGUGAAGAUCACCGAUAAUCACCACGGAAGCAUUCUGUACUUGAGUGUUCUGACGAGGAUUCUGGAGAGAAGUUUCAGGGAUAAAGUCCUCGUCGGCUGUUUGAAGAGUGAAUUGAAGGAGUUUCAGCUCACGGACGAAUUCGUCUCUCUGAUGCACUUUAAGGAAUUCAAUGCUCUGUCCUCAAAGACGAGAGACAUGAAAGUGCGAGACUUCUUCGCUCAGCAGCUAAUGCAAUUAUCGUCGCUCUCUGUGGACAAAGCGCUAGCCAUUGUGAGAGACUUUGGCACGCCGAGACUCCUUCUAAAUGCGUAUAGAGCAUGUGAGGACGAGAGGGAGGCCAGAAGUUUGCUGGCAAACAUCAAAUACGGACGACUGGGCAGACAAAUUGGUCUCAAGUUGAGUGAAAUCAUUUAUGAAUUCUAUCACAACACUAGUGCUAAUUGA